This is a messenger RNA of Cervus elaphus (red deer), 1843 nucleotides long. It is a transcript of the gene DUSP29, whose product is annotated as dual specificity phosphatase 29. Bases 346 to 1089 code for a protein of 247 amino acids. NCBI's taxonomy places the organism in Eukaryota, Metazoa, Chordata, Mammalia, Artiodactyla, Cervidae. Gene Ontology annotation, cellular component: cytoplasm. The transcript has 6 exons. The record is from RefSeq and is a predicted model, not a curated record. Gene Ontology annotation, biological process: protein dephosphorylation; negative regulation of MAPK cascade. Gene Ontology annotation, molecular function: MAP kinase phosphatase activity; protein tyrosine/serine/threonine phosphatase activity.
CCGCCACACGCCCCACAGACCAGCGCCUCCUGACCCGGCCAGGACCCAGUGCGCACAGGCUUCCAGCACUAGGAGUACAACCUUCCUUCCCAGGCUGCCUGAGUGUAUUCGUCACCCAGCUCACAGAACACAUGGUGCCCUAUUCCACGGAGAAUCUUUCCUUGGGGACAAUGAAAACUGUUCACACACAUUCUAUUCACAGAGGCUGACAAGCUCUACAAAUACACGUCCCGAUCUGCAGACACAGCUUUCUAGCUUGGAAUGUCACUUCUGAAUGACCAGUAAAUUAACACAACUGCCAGCCUCCUAGCCUGCAGAAAGGAAAGAAAAUCCCUUGGCUCCAAAAUGACAUCCGGAGAACCAAAGACAGGCCUCAAGAACGUCUACCCAUCUGCCAAGAAGCUGCUGCCGAAGGUGGAGGAAGAGGGGGAGGCUGAGGAUUACUGUACUCCUGGAGCCUUCGAGCUGGAGCGUCUCUUCUGGAAAGGCAGUCCCCAGUACACCCACGUCAAUGAGGUCUGGCCCAAGCUCUACAUCGGCGAUGAGGCAACCGCGCUGGACCGCUAUGGGUUGCAGAAGGCAGGCUUCACCCACGUGCUGAACGCUGCCCACGGCCGCUGGAACGUGGACACCGGGCCCGACUACUACCGUGACAUGGCCAUCGAGUACCAUGGCGUCGAGGCUGAUGACCUGCCCACCUUUGACCUCAGCGUCUUCUUCUACCCAGCAGCCGCUUUCAUUGACGCUGCCCUCCGCUAUGAUCACAUUGACCUGAGGCUGCUGCCCCUUUUGACAGUUGAAGAAGUUGAGGCUCCACAGGCUGAGUGGCUUACCCCAAACCCAGAUAAGAUCCUGGUUCACUGCGCCAUGGGCCGCAGCCGGUCGGCGACCUUGGUCCUGGCCUACCUGAUGAUCCACAGGAACAUGACCCUGGUGGACGCCAUCCGGCAAGUGGCCAAGAACCGCUGUGUCCUACCCAACCGGGGCUUUCUGAAGCAGCUCCGGGAACUGGACCAGCAGCUGGUGCAGCAGAGGCGACAGGCCCGGCACAGUGAGGCCGCCGAGAAGGCCUGUGAGCAGGCGCCGUAGGCCCCUCGCGCGGCGAGCUGGCCGUUUGGGAGCGGAGAGGGAAGGCCGAAAACAGCUGUGCCCCGUGGCUUCCUCUGUCGCAGGGAAGGCACAUGAAACCAAAGCUUGGCUCCUUCCAAACAAUCUUAAACUUCCCGGGGGCUGGUGAACAGGGGAGCAUUCACAGCGGGCUCCGGGACGAGCCCGGCGCUUGGCUUCCCUGCAAAAUGGCGCGGACUGGCUUCCCGGCACAAUUGGUUACAGGUGAGUGCGCGGGCGCCGUCCUUGUUUUGUUUUUGUAAGAUGGAAGCAGAGAAAAGGAUUUAAAAAAUUUGUUGACACUGUGCUGUGAUUAAACAUUUGGUUUUGUCUGAAAGUCACAUUCGUAAAAAUAUAAUUUUAAAAUAUAACUUUAUUUUCUAACCACAGAAAAAGCGCCUGUGUUAAACGGUCUGCUCCUCGGGUGGGGAGGUGCAGGCGACAGGGAUUUCCUUAAGGGCGGCGGCUGCUGCGUCUUCUUUUCGAUAGACUCCACAGGCUCAGGUCACCAUCCAGAGAUGCUGCUCUCUGCAAGCUGAAGACAGCAAGUUAUCUGGGAGGGGUGAGGCGUGCGGGUCCUGAGACCCUGCACAGAGGACCCGUCUUUGGCUUCCCCCGCCUUCCUCAGGGAGCCAGGGCGGUUCAGAAAGUUCAGUCAGUCAGUCGUGUCUGACUCUUUGUGACCCCGUGGACUGUAGCCCGCCAGGCUCCUCUGUCCAUGGAAUUCUCCACGCAA